Molecule: messenger RNA, 4605 nt
Organism: Penaeus indicus
Lineage: Eukaryota; Metazoa; Arthropoda; Malacostraca; Decapoda; Penaeidae
Product: protein ALEX-like
Exons: 8
Coding region: 152-1399 (415 amino acids)
Source: RefSeq, a predicted model, not a curated record
ACGAACGCACUCACAGCUCAUCCUGUGACUGCGUUCCUGUAUCAGACGAAAUUUUCUUUGUAAGAAGUUCACUGCAAUACUCAAACAAGUUCACCAAAAGGGUGCAGUUGUGGUCAUUGGCUGAGCGUAAAAACGGCGCAAACUACUAAUAAUGAGCAAUUUGAAGUGUCUGACGACGAUAAUCCUCUUCGGAUUGUGUGUCAUACCGUCAGAAACAAAAUUUGGUCAGAAAUGCUCGACAAAAUAUGACUGUGUAUCAGAACUAGUGAACUACGAAGAUUGCACGGAUGGUGUUUGUGUUUGUUCCAGCCUAUCCCGUUUCCGCUUUGAUGAAUAUUCCCUCGCUCCUGAAUGUAGCUCCAUUUUGCAAUUAAUGACAAAGUACUGUGAAAGUUUACCGGGAAAAUGUCCACCAAAUAGCAAGUGUUUAAGUGAUAAAGGAUGUCAGUGUGAUGAUGGGUAUGAGUUUGUUGGCACAGAUUGUCGAAAAGUAUUGUACCAGAAAGUCAUGGAGCCCUGCCAUAUACAGAAUGGUUCAGCAUAUGUUUGUGACCUUAACCAACAUAGCUUUUGUGGAGAAAAGAAAUGUGUGUGCUUUGAUGCUUUUCUCCCAAAUAUAACCAGUGGGCGGUGUGAACCUGAAGCCGAUUUCCUGCUUGCCAGUAACCUUACAAAAUACACUGUCCUACAUGGUGAAUACUGCAAUUCGAAAUCUCAUUGCAUUGAAGGCUUGGAGUGUUCUAAAUAUGCGUGUUCCUGUCCCAGCCCUUGUAUAUACAAGAAGGAAAUGCAGGUAUGUGACUGUGGUGCAUCGUCAUCAACAGGACCUUUAAUUGUUGGCAUCCUGGGUGGUUUGUCAAUCAUUGCAUUUUGGAGCUGUACAAUAAGGAGUACUUGGAGGAGACACACACAAAAGCAGGCGUAUCAGGAGGAUGAGCCAGCACCUCCAUCUGUUGAACCAAGUACAUCUUCAUAUCCUCUUGCUCCAGUUACAUCCUCUGUACCAGCUGCCCCACAUUUGUCACAGGAAGAACUGGGCACUGGAAUUACUCCAGAUGAAAUUAACAAUGGGAAAAUACUAGCAAGACCAGCAGAAUCUUAUCCACUGGCACCACCUGCACAACCUUUAGGUUUUCAGAGCCCUGCCAACUCUCAGUACCCAUCAUCACAGGGUUCUCCUUCUAAUGCAUAUAAUGAUGCCUAUUUAGCUAAUGUUUCUGGAGAUCCCUCAGCCCCAUCAUGUCCUCCCAGUCUCCCUCCACCAUAUUCAGCCACUACAUAUAAUCCACCAUAUGCACCUUCAUCCUCACCUCCUCCAUAUCCUGCUGACACACCUUCACAUCCUCCCCCAUCCAUGCCUCCUUCAUCAUCUUCAGCCCCAUAUCCUCUUAAUCCAUAAAUGAUGCCACAACUUAUUUCUCAGUUCUUUAAGUGCAGUGAAAAUUAAUUUUUAAGCACAAUGGUAACAAGACACUGGAUCACAUAGCCCUCUAUAUCGGAAGAACCAUUUACAAGAACUAGGAAUAACAGAGUUGCGUUUUCUCUUUUCAUUCUGUUGUCUUUCAUGUUUUGGGGACUAUUUUUUUACUUGCUGCUAAACCAACUACUUGAAGUGAUUGGCUCAGAAUAAAAUUUUCCAGUGAAUUACAUUAAUACAGAACAGAAUAUAAAAUUUUUAGAGUUUAGAUAUAAUGAGUUAAGUGCUUGAGGAAUUACUAUACAAGCCAAACAGAAAUAGGUGCAAGUUCUCUGUGAAGAAGAUAAUUUCCAAAUGUAUGAAUUUCAGUGAUAGUGACACAUGAGUUGUUUUCUCUUUUUCAAAGUUCUAGAUUAAAGCUAUUUUGAUAUUUUGAUUUUUAUAUCAGAACUGGAAACAAAAACUGCAUCUUUGUCAUUUCAACCCUUGAGUCAGACUUGAUUGUUUUUUUUUUUUGUCAGAUCUUGAGCUUGAUCUCCAUGACACAACAAGCAUACUUGGCUGUAGUUAAGCCAAGUCUGGCUCUGUCUUGAGGUAUAUUCAAGCUGAAAUAUGGGAUCAGAUACAAAUAAAGAUGUCUGCCUCAUUAUAUUGCUGUCCUAUGGACUUAAAUAUGAAAGGGCAAAAAUAGAUGAAAAGUCAAUAGAAUUGAUACUUGAUAUUCUUGAUAACUCCAUUUCGGACUAGAACUGUGAAAUUGCAGCAGUACAUAAUCAGCAGGUGAACAUUGUGUUGGGCUUGGAAGAGAAGUGGAAUGACUAGGCUAAUAUAAAUUCAUCAUGGUUAUCAGACACUGUUAUAUAUAUGUGACAUAAACAUAUGCAAGACCAAUCAGUCUUGAGGUUAAUUGCCUUAAGUGUGGCUUGAUAAAAUAAUAUCAAAGUUCAUAUAAUCUUAGGAAAGAAAAAGUGGCAUCACCCUGCAUUCUGGAGUACUCCAAUGUGCCAAGUCUGUUCUUUAUUGUAAUCAUCUCACACUUAAUUCUUAUUUUACAUGUUUAGUAGUUUUUAAACUUAUGAUUUAUUUAUAUAUAUUUUAUUUAUAUAAAAAAAUCUGCUGUCAACAUUAUUUUUUUCUCCAGAGAACUGUCUUUAGACAUGCCCAGUCUACCAUGGUUUUAUUGACUAAAUUCUAUUCACUCACAGAGAGCAACAGAAGUGCUUAUUCAGUAAUCUCAUUUGGUGAAAAUAAUAUUAGAAAGGAAAUACAAUAAAUUCAAGGAAUGUACCAGACAUGUACCAGUGCAUGUACCAGACAUUAAUGAGUUAAUAUACAAAAGUUGGUUUUGAGAUUAUAGGUAGAGUAUUAGUGUCCAUGCUGGAAACUGAUAGUGAAGUGGAAAUUUUGUGUAAUAAUCAUUAUUCAUUAAUAAAGAGAAAGAUGCAUGUACUGAUGAGUCUGAGAUGGAGAAAGAAGAGUUAAUUGUAUGUUUUAUAUAAUAUAUUAGUAGUAUUGAUACUGUAAAACUUUGUAAAAGGCUUUUUAUUCAUUACAUUAGGACAAUAGCUAAUGUCACUGGAAAAAUAAAUAUACAUUGAUAUAAUAAAUCAGUGUUUACAUGUUUACAUGUAUACACUUCCUCCCCCUACAUAUAUAAAGACAGGGAUACAUACACAUACAAUCAUACUCACAAACAUUUGUAGAUUGUAACAAAUCAGAAAAUUAUUUGCACUGUCAAGCAUGCUGUGCACUCACUUAGCCAACUCGAUCCUGCAUGCUAGUAGGGUUGUCCAAGUGGCUGAAUAAAUGGUUGUUAUGCAGUCACAAAAUACAGUAGCCAGUAUGUGGGUGGUAAGCCACAAUCUGGUGUCAAACCAGCUGUUAGUUUCUGGUGGUUUAUUUCAAGUAAGGGUAGUCUUUUGUUUUGCAUGUCAGUAUUGUCACAAAGUGGCUAAUGACACUUACCACUCUUGCCCAUCAGAUUACCUGAUAGUACUAACAGGGCUGAAGGAGGCAUAAUCUCUUUAAUAUAUACUUCUUCCAUAUACAUAACUCAUUGUGUGCUGACUACAACAUACCUGCAUUUUCUCUUUUGGAGAAAUAUAUUCCUCAGUUUUUAGAUCUCAAAAAGAAUUUACUACUUUUUUUUAUAACUUUAAUGAUAACUUUUAUCAGGAAAAAAGAAACCUCAGGUGGUUGAUCAUCUUACUGGCCUACCAUUGCCAUUGAAUGCAUAUAUACCAUUUUAAAAUCAGAAGAACUAGGUAGAAAAGGGUUUUCAUAUCACCAAUUUGACCUUUUUUAACCCAUUCGCGUCGGGCGUCACGUAUAGGUGACGGGCCCACUGUGAGUUUACUUGUUUGAUUGUUUACAAACAUAGAUGGCUCCACUUGCAUUUGUACUGCCUGUCUCGUCUGUUUACCCUUUUCUUUAAUUUACGAAAUUAUUUUGCGUUAUCUUAUUUUGUUGUUACUAAUGUUUAUAACAUUAUAGUAAUUAUAAUGUUUAUAAUAAAAAUAACCAUCGAUAUUCAUAGCAAUAGUAAAAAUACAUUUUCCCGCCAAAUUAAAUCAGGUAAAGCAGAGCCAUCUAGUGUAGAGAAAUUUCAUUAAAAACUAUAAAAAUUGAGCACAGCAUUUCCCCCAUUUUUUGUUCAUUUUUACCCGGCGCGAAUGGGUUAAUAUGACUCUUAUAUUAUGUAGAUGGCCAGAACAUGUCCCAGAAGAGGACAAGCCAGAUAAAAAUGACAUUACUAUGCCUUCAAAAUCCCUUUACACUCACAAGUACAGUUCAUUUCAUAAUGAGAACUCAUUUGUCAAAUAUGCCAAUGCCUUGGCUGGGUGUGCCUCCCAGUGCCAAGUCCAGGCUAGACCAUAGUUGAUGUUUGCAAUAUAUUAAUUUAGGCAAGAGUGGCUUUGUAAAACUAAGGUCUUUCAGGGCCUUACCCACAAAAGGGAAUCUGUGAUUUAAAAUUACAUCACUAAUGUUUUAAAGAUGUAUAUUCAUAGUUGUACAUUAGGUGUUUCUGAACUACAGUGCUUCCAUAAGUAUUUUCAUAUUUUUACCUGUGAAGUGUUCAGAAAAAUAAAUGAUAUAUUUUCUACAUAUUGUUUCUGUUUUUUAUUCUAAACUUAAUGUAAAUAUUUUAUUAUGAGAUUUUUAUAUGAAUAUAUGUACUCUGAAUUUAA